AUGACCCGAGAUAGGAGACAGGCUGAGCACUAUAAGAAAGGAGAUAGUCCUAGGAAGAGCAGCCAUGAUUCUGUCCUGGGAUGCCCGCGGUUCGCUGCUCAGGCUUUAUCUAUUGUCAUCAGCACGUUACCUACAGUGAUUGCAUGUUUGCCUCCCUCAAUUAAAUACUUCUUUCUUCUGGCUGAGAGAAAAAUGUCAAAAAACUUAGUUGAAUUGAAGAAAGGUGGCCUGCUUGUCUGGAACUUGAUUGUAAUUAUACAUCGGAUAUUUGAGGACCGAAACACUGUGGAACUUCUAACGGGCGCCUCCCUUGACAGACGGAGUGAAGAAGAACUCCGUUUAAUCUGUGUGUGUUUGGAAAGCAUCCUGGGAGACCGGGCAGGCAGCCCCUGUCAGGUGACCCAGAAGGUCAUACAGAGCAUUGAGCGGCAGAAGCCCAACUGGAUGGAAGGCCAGCUGCUGAAAGCCAGGAAACUGAGCUCUGAAUGUGCAUUUAUGGCAAUAGAGAAAAGCACAGCCUUAGAAGAAGGAGAGAUUGCUCUUGAACUGACUGAGCAGAAAAUAAACACGAUGGUCCUGGAUCUCUGCCACAAACCAGGUGGCAGCAAGUACCUGAGGCAAAUUUAUCACAUCAUGCGGUUCAAUGAGGACUAUUUAAAAGAACAGCUGUUUUGUAUGAAUGGUUUGGAGGAAAAGCCAUUACCCAUCCGACCUCUAAAGGUGACCUUGAGCAGUGUGGAAGAUCAGCCUUCUGCCUUCAACCCUUUCCAUGUGUAUAAGGUGUUUAGUGGAAACAUGCUAGCUCAGUCAGCCAUCGCAAAAUGGAGCUGGAAUUGGGCAAGUUUGCUGCCAAAUUAUCUGGGACUAGAUAAGAUGACCUUCAGUGUUCUGUUCAAAAACAGGUGGGAAACGAGGAAGGACGAAACACUAGAAGAAGAAGAAAAAGCAAUGCUGGAACAUUUAAAGCGAAUCUGCACCGUGCAGAACUCUUCUGCCUCAGAUAACACAGAGGAAGAGUAAUCUACAGAA
Molecule: messenger RNA, 1029 nt
Organism: Otolemur garnettii (small-eared galago)
Lineage: Eukaryota; Metazoa; Chordata; Mammalia; Primates; Galagidae
Exons: 6
Coding region: 1-1020 (339 amino acids)
Source: RefSeq, a predicted model, not a curated record